AUGUCCGCGGCCGUGGUCGCCACGCUUCCCACUCUGCUGCUCCUGCUGGGCCUCGCUGCCGCUGAUUGUCCUUCUUCUACCUGGGUUCAAUUCCAAAGCAACUGCUAUAUUUUUCUUCAAAGAACAGUAAAAGUAGAAAACAUUGAGGAUGUAAGAAAUCAAUGUACAGACUAUGCUUCAGGAGCAGAUAUGAUUAGCAUACAUAAUGAAGAAGAAAAUGAAUUUAUCCUGGAGACUUUUAAAAAACUAUGGAAGGGCCAGGAUGAUAUUUUAUUAGGCAUGUUUUAUGACACCGAUGAUGAAAGCUUCAAAUGGUAUGACAAGUCUGAUAUGACAUUUAACAAGUGGAAAACCUCAGAGGAAGAUCAAGACCUAAUAGACACCUGUGCUUUUUUUCAAACCAAGUCUGGUAUAUGGAAAAAAGGAAAUUGUGAAGUUUCUUCAGUGGAGGGAGCCCUGUGUAAAGCAGCUGUUUCUUAUGAAAAGAAAUACUUACCAGAUAACCAUGUUUUAAUAACAGCAUUGGUGAUUGCCAGCACCACAAUCCUGACAAUUACGGGAGUGAUCGUUUGGUUCCUAUACAAAAGAAAUCUAACAUCUGGCCUUACAAAUACAGCUUACACAACAGCACCUCAACUUUCUUAUAAUGAUGACUGUGUUUUAGUAGAUGCAGAAGAAAAUGAAUAUGUUGCUUAAUUUCUUAAGUAUUAAGGUCCAGAGAUAUUGGGGGGGGGGCAGGGUACAUAUAUAUCUCUAAAGCAGUAUUUUGAACGGCAAUCCAAAUGUAAGCUUCUAAGACAUGAGAAAUAAGGUAUUUUUUAAAUUAUGAAACCAUUUCCCUAGAAGCUAAGAAAAUGUCUGCAUAUUGCCAGGUCUAUUAGAAACAUUAGGGAUUCCUAAGGAGUAAAAAAAUAUAAAGCUUCAAAAUAAAGGUAUAGGUUAGAAUUAGAAGAAGCGUUAGAAAUCUCAUCCAAAACCCUCAUUUUUCAAUUGAGGAAAAUUAAAACAGUUGAAGUGAUUUGGCCAAACUCUCAAA
Messenger RNA from Gracilinanus agilis (Agile Gracile Mouse Opossum), 1036 nucleotides. It is a transcript of the gene CD302, whose product is annotated as CD302 molecule. The transcript has 6 exons. Bases 1 to 696 code for a protein of 231 amino acids. NCBI's taxonomy places the organism in Eukaryota, Metazoa, Chordata, Mammalia, Didelphimorphia, Didelphidae. The record is from RefSeq and is a predicted model, not a curated record. Gene Ontology annotation, molecular function: signaling receptor activity.